UUGCUAUGUGCGUUUGGUUUGAUAUCAUGGCAUAGUCCGUCCUUUAUCUAUAAGUGUUCGAACUCUGAUCAUCCGCCGAAAAAGGAACGUACUCCAAACUUCGUGAUACAGAUUACGAAUAACAUAGAUAAUCACAUCUGAUAAAACGAGUUCAUAUUGAAUUAUCAGGUACUGCCAUAGCAACAAUUGUGAACCAACUCCAAAAUGACGGACAUAAUGAAUUCCCAAUUCUACACGACCACAAUUAAGAAGGCUACAGCUGUCAGUUUCAGUGAAUCGGGAUUUUUCAUCUCACCAACACAACUCAAUCUAAUUGUUGCAAAAUAUAAUUGUUUAGAAAUAUACUUAAUUAAUGAACAUGGUCUUUUAUUACUAUCAGAAACGGAAUUAUAUGGACAAAUUGAAAUAAUGAAAGUUUUUAGACCUAAAAACCAGUUUACAGAUCUUGUAUUUGUAGUAACUGCUCAAUAUAAUGCAAUGAUUUUGGAAUUUAUUCAGACAUCUGAUAAAAUUGAAAUAAUAACAAAAGGUCAUUGUAAUGUAUUUGAUAAUUUUGAGAUUUCAACAGGUUUUAUGGCCAUAGUUGAUCCUGAUGCCACAAUAGUCAUGCUAAAAUUAUUUGAAAGAAUGUUUAAAAUCAUACCAUUAGACUAUAAUGAGGAUGAACUUAAACUUAAAGUAUAUUCUUAUAUAACAGAAGACACAAAUGUUCAAGAUAUUGGUUUUAUACAUGGUUUUACUAAUCCUACUUUUAUUGCUAUUCACGAGAAUACCAUGGGUCGAUUUAUUAAAAUAAAAGAAUAUAUUUCUUUUGAUACGAUGAAACAUGUAAAGGGUUUAAAGGCUUUUAAAUUAACUGAUAAAGAAUCUUCAAUGGUCAUUCCUGUUCCUGCACCUCUAAAUGGUGCUAUUAUUGUUGGUGGAAGUUCAAUUAUAUAUAUUGAUAGCUCUGAUGAUAUUACUCUUCUUCCCUUAAACCAGAAAAUUGAUAUUGUAUGUUAUACUAGAGUUGAUUUGGAAGGAACUAGAUAUUUACUUGGAGACCAAUCGGGAUGUUUGCUUAUGCUAUUUUUAAAGUGUGAAAAAACAUCAAUCGGAAAACUUAAAGUUUCAGAUUUAAAUAUACGUAGUUUUGGAGAAAUUAGUAUACCUACAUCACUUACAUAUUUGGAUAACAAAGUAGUUUUUGUUGCAUCUAAAUAUGGUGACUCUCAACUCAUUAAAUUGCAUUAUGAAUUGAAUAAAACUGGUUCGCAUAUAACAGUAUUAGAUCGAUUUCUUAAUUUAGGACCAAUUGUUGACAUGUGCUUAGUUGAUACUAACCAACGUGGUUAUGAUCAAAUUGUUACUUGUUCAGGGGCAUAUAAAGAUGGAUCACUUAGAAUUAUAGACAAUGGAGUAGAGAUUCAACAGAGAGCCGAAAUUGAUUUGCUUGGAAUUAAAGGAAUUUGGACUUUAAGUUUUAAUACUAAAAGUGAUUUAGACGAUACAUUAGUAUUAUCUUUUGUUUGGCAUAGUAAAGUUUUAGACUGUAAAAAUGAAGAGUUUGAAGAAAUAUGUAUUGAAGGUUUUGAAACUGAGUUACAAACAUUUUACUGUGGUAAAACAUUAAAUAAUAAGAUGGUUCAAAUAACAUCUGCUAGUGUUCGAUUAAUUUGUAUGGAGUCAAAAAAAUUAAUAAGUGAAUGGAAAAUCCCAGAUUUCAAAAAUAUUAAUGCUGUAUCAUGUAAUGGCCAACAAGCGAUUUGUGCUUCAGGAAAGGAUCUAUAUUACGUAUAUAUUGGAUCACGAAACGUCUCUCAAAAUAAGCAUAUUACAUUAAAACAAGAAGUAUCCUGUCUCGAUAUUUGUUUAUUUAAAAACAAGUUUGAAAAAAAUAUCACUUUGCUUGCUAUUGGCUUCUGGAGAGAUGUAUCAAUAAAAAUAUUUAAACUUCCAGAUUUUAUAGAACUUGUUAAUGAACUUUUAUUUGAAGGAAUUGUUCCUCGAUCAAUAUCCUUUGUAACAUUAGAAAAUAUGCACUACUUAUUUUGUGCAUUGGGAAAUGGAAGUUUAUUUUAUUUUGACUUAAAUGUUAAAACUGGUAUGUUAUGUAAAAAACGGAAGAUUGAACUUGGUAAUCAACCAGCUUUAAUCAAAAAGUGUAAAACUACAUCAAGUAUUUUUAUAUGUUCGGAUUACCCAGUUACAAUUCAUUCUUCUAAUAAAAAACUGGUUUUUUCUAAAGUUAAUUCAAUAAAAGUUAAUAAUAUAUGUAUGAUCAAUACGGCUAUUUAUACCAAUUGUUUGAUUCUGGCAACAGAUACCUCUGUUAUAAUUGGUAUUAUUGAUUUGGGGAAAAAAUAUCAUGUGCGUACUAUUCCCCUAGGGGAAUCCCCUCGGCGAAUCGCAUACCAAGAAUCAAGCAAGACAUUUGGCAUAAUAACUAUCAAAAAAUAUAAUAAAAUUGAAAUUAGAAAUGGUUAUAUUCAUCCUAGUGCUAGUACUAGUACACAGAAUAUUUCUAGUGCAAUAGGAAAUCGUAUUGUAAUUGAUCAACUAUUGACAAGCAGAUGUAAAAGAAGAAAAUUCAAUUACAAUCCAGAAUUAGAAGUUAGUAAUAUGAUUAUAUUACAUCAAGAUACUUUUGAAAUUUUACAUGUAUAUCAAUUAUAUCCCAAAGAAUAUGCACUAAGCAUACUAUCAACUAAAUUGGGAGAUGAUCCAAUCACAUAUUAUAUACUGGGAACCGCUCUUAUGACAAGGCAAUCACAAGAUCCUAUAGAGGGACGAAUUAUUGUUUUCCAUUAUGAUUCUUCUUUAUCAGAACUGACACAUAUUUCUGAAAAAGUUGUUGAUGGAGGAUGUUUUAGUAUGGUUACGUUUCAUGACAUGCUUGUAGCUACAGUUAAUUCUUCAAUAAACUCAUAUAGCUGGACUUCUGAAAAAAAAUUAGUUCUUCAGUGCACACAAAAUAAUAACAGUAUAUCUCAACAUAUUAAAACUAAUGGAAACUAUAUUCUUUGUGGUGAUUUAAUGAAAUCAUUAGCAUUAUUUACCAAAAGUGGUGAAAUCAAUUUGGAAAAGAUAGUUUCAGACGAUUGUCUUAAAUGGCCAUCUGCCAUAGAGAUUAUUGAUGAUGAAUUAUUUAUAGGAGCAGAAAACGAUAAAAACUUAUAUAUUUUUUAUAAAUCCAGUAAUUUAGAUUCUGAUAAUUUACAAUCUAAAAGUUUUCAAGCAAUUGGUCGAUUCCACUUGGGUGAUUUGGUAAAUAUCUUUAGACAUGGUUCAUUAGUUAUGAAACAAUUUGAAGAUACAUAUGAAACUAAGUUGUCAAUUAAAGGAAGUAUUAUUUAUGGCACAGUUAGUGGAGCUCUUGGAUUUAUUACAAAUAUGGAUCCAAAACUGUGUGGCUUCCUGUCAGAUUUUCAAAAUAGUUUAACUACUGUUGUUAACAAAUUGGAAAAAUUGCCCGAUCAUCAUCAAAUACAAUUUACAAAAUCUAAUAAAGGAUUUUUAGAUGGAAAUUUGUUUAAAAAAUUUUUGAAAUUGUCCAUUUCAAACAAGAAGUCAGUUAUCCGAGAACUAACGGAAUCGUAUAAUUGUGAAUUCCAGACAAUUUUUGAAGGUUCAGAAGUUGGUAUUAAAGAUGUAACUAGACUCAUUGGAGAUUUAACUAAGAUAUACUAAUGAAUACUAAAAUCUAUCUUAAGAGAUUUUAAUACUCUGGAAUUUACUCCUGAUAUGG
Rhopalosiphum padi (bird cherry-oat aphid) is the source of this 3727-nucleotide messenger RNA. Its product is annotated as DNA damage-binding protein 1-like. The transcript has 20 exons. NCBI's taxonomy places the organism in Eukaryota, Metazoa, Arthropoda, Insecta, Hemiptera, Aphididae. Gene Ontology annotation, biological process: proteasome-mediated ubiquitin-dependent protein catabolic process; DNA repair. Bases 205 to 3669 code for a protein of 1154 amino acids. Gene Ontology annotation, molecular function: nucleic acid binding; protein binding. The record is from RefSeq and is a predicted model, not a curated record. Gene Ontology annotation, cellular component: site of double-strand break; nucleus.